Messenger RNA from Rubroshorea leprosula, 983 nucleotides. NCBI's taxonomy places the organism in Eukaryota, Viridiplantae, Streptophyta, Magnoliopsida, Malvales, Dipterocarpaceae. The record is from the annotation of a GenBank genome assembly.
GGAUAUUUUUUUUGUUCUUUCUUUCUUCAGCCUUGCCCGGUUCUACUUUUCUUCUUUUCUUCCCCCUACAUCGAACAAGAAGCCCAGCCCCGACGCAACUCCCCUUGAGAAAACUGAGAAAAUUUCCAGAUCUGCUCUGCUUUGUCUUCACCGCCGGCUGCUAUGUGGGUGGGUGAUUUCUAGGCAUUUUUUCGAUUCCCCCGAAUUUUCCUUGCAAUUCCCGUCGGCUCCUCCCCAAUCUGUACUCCGGUUUUGCUUGCUGGAUUUAUGGUUCUUGAUCGUUCUGUCGGUUUAGCACUAGGAUCGAGUCUUCGGUUUUAUGCGAGUGAGGUAAGUAAAUUUAUGGUAAUGCCUGUACAGUUUUUAAAAGCAUGGUUUGACUUGUUUUUGAAGUGGUGGCGGGACUAAACCCGUUUUAUAUAAAAGUAAAUAUGACUACUUUGAAGUGAAAUUUUUAUGCUUUCAUUAAAUUGAGCAUGCAUACUUGAAAUUUAAUUGAUUGUCCUUAUGAUUUGAAAGUGAUUGGUGAAUUAUGAUUUUUCUGUUAACUUCAGCCUAUUUUGUCUCCGAUGUGGUCAUGUUAUUAAUGACCUUGCUAGUGGGGGUUAAAUGCUAGCACAUGUCGACAUAUUAGUGAUAGACCCGGUUCGUACGAGUGACCCUGCUAGUGGGGAUUAUACACUAGCAAAUAGUGUGCCUGCCAGUGGGAGGUUUAUAACACUGGCCAUGACCUAUAGAGGAGACGUCUAUUUCGUUCCCGUAUUGUAUCCGUUUUCAUGAUUGCACUUGUUGGAAAAUAAACUCAGCAGACGUAAUGAUGAAGAUCUUGAAGUUGUGGAAGGAAUAGUCUCAGGUGGAAAACAUCUGGGAGACCGAGUACAUGGUUGGUCGAGAUUCGGGAUUGGCAUUUAAGCAUGAAGAUGCGGCCUCCAUGAUCAACCUCAGCUUGUCUUGGACUCCUGGCGAUGGACUUGGAAACCUCU